CAUGUAGUGACGUCACUCUGCAUCACGCUGAGAGAGCAGCUGAGGAGGAAAUAUAGGACAACAGGAGGAGGAAGAGGAGGAGGAGGUCUGCAGCAAAGCCUGAAACCACAGAGAGCGGUUCAGAGAUGAGCAGAUCUGCAUCAGCUCCACAAGGAUGAAGGGGCUGCAGCGGCUCUCUCUACCCGGAGCGUGAGGACCCUUCCUGGGCUCCAUCUGCCUCAUUUUCUCCCCUCCCCACCCCUCUGGAGCUCUGACCCCCGAUCUCUAUAGCUUCCCAUCCAUCAGAGGAAACAUGGAUGCCUUCCGGCUGCCGCCUGUCAUCGAGGAGGUCCUCGACCCAUCCGAUGAGCUCAGUGAGCUGAAGGAGGAGAAGCCCAUCAUGCUGGCAGAUACCCUCACAGCCAAAGAGAGGGAGUCCCUUGAGGAGAAGGAGGAGACAGGGGGAGAAGGAGAGAAGGGGCAGGAGGAGGAGGAGAAGGAGGUGAAGGAGGAGAAGUCUGAGGAUGAGGAGGAAGGCGACGAUAAAGGUCAAGAAGAGGAACUGGAGGAGCUGAAGGCUCAGGUGUUGCAGCUGCUGCUGGAGCUGGAGGAAACACGGGAGGUGUCUCAGAGACAUGAGGAGAGCUUCAUGGAGCUGCAAGGUCUGUUAGAGGAGGAGCGGCUGGCCAGCGCCCACCAGGCCGAGAGCUUCACCCGGCAGAUCCAAAGGCUGCAAGCCCAGCUGCGUUCAGUUCAGGAGGAGAUGGACAGUCUGGAGGAGGAGAAGGAAAGUGAGCUGGAGGAGGUGCAGCAGGAGCUACGCUCAGCUCAAGAGGAGGUGCUAAUGCUGCAGCAGGCAGCCGAGGAGGCAGCAGCAGAGAGAGAGAAUGAUAUUGCCUCCCUUCAGGAAGAGCUAUGCCGUCUGAGGGCGGAGCUACAGCGUCUGCAUGCCACAACAGCUGAGUACGAACUUGAGGUGACAACACUGAGAGCCGAGCUGAGCAUGAAGAGCCACAGCACACUGACACAAGGUGAGGUGACUCAGCUGCAGGACGAGUUCAACUCUCUGACAGACCAAUGUCAGAAUCUGACUAGUGACAACAAACAGCUGAACAACAAGGUGGAGGAACUGCAACAACAACGAGACGCGUGUGAUGACGUGUACCUGGCAGUCAGAGUGGAGGGCAGUACUGAACAUGAAAAGGACAACCAGGUGAAGGCGGACUCUUACAUCACGGUGUUCCAGUCCAGACCUGAGCAGAAGGACUCAUCUGAUAUACAGGAGGAGAUCAGCAUCCUGAAGAUCAAACUGAGACAAGCUGAGGAGACAGCGCAGAAGGUCCAGAGAGAGUGUGAAGGUUUGAAAGGUGAGCUGGCCGAGCUUCAGCAGCUAUAUGACUGCAGCCAGCGGGAGCGAGCAGCACUCGAACAGGAGCUGCAGCGCUGCAAGACUGAACUACAGAAACUGGUGGGCAGGAAGUCACAGAACUGCACUCGCCAGUCUGAGCCCCCUGUUCUCUCCAUCCCCUUCAUAGGAAUGAUUGUAAUAGUGGCCUUGAUUUGGUGCUGGUGGGAGGAGCUGGCGUCUUAGAUGGGACCAGCGCGACUGUGAAGGCUGGAACCUGGCAGUGGUGGCAGUCGCCGUGGCAGCCAUUGCUGUUCUGGUUGUCCCUAGUUUCACCAGGGCUUGAGGAGUACACAGGAAGCGACCUCACGGUGAACUGUAGGAUUGUGGGAUUGCCGUCAUCCAUCCAGUGCUGCCCUCAUACAUGUGACCAUCCUGAUGUCUGCUCGUUGCAUCUCCACAACACUUUGACCCAAACACCACAGACGUCAGUGAGUGCUGGAGGGGAAAGCAAUAGGAAUUCACGACAUCGUCCAAUAUGACUCUUUACUCUUCCUGCAGGUCAGCACUGUGCAGAUGGUCAAGCGGUUGAUUUAUUGAUUACUCACCAUCAGAGUUCAAGAGUUGAACAGAAUAUCUCAUUUUGUUGUAUCUUCCAGAAGUACCAGAAGUAGCUUGUCAUGAAGUUUGUGAAGAAAAUGGACUAAGUUUCACUGUCGUGUUAGUGGGUGCUACGUAUAUUUAAAAAAAAAUGUCCCUACAUUCAGUGUUAAAAUGGAAAAUAUAAACUCAUGGGGUGAAAUGAUCUAAUUAACUUACUGAUAAAACAUGUUUACUUACUUUAAUAGUUUUGGUGUUUAUUCAUUAAAAUUAGAUUUGAUCAAACAGCAGUCCAAAACAAAAGGGUCGUUAAUUUAAAGACACCCCACUGAAAAAGUAGCAAACUAUUAAUUUAAAAAUGACUUGAGUUAUUAUAUUUUCCUUCAGCUUUAAAAUUCUUUGCCUUAUUUCUGUCCUGCUGAGUUUAAGGAGUACUUUGCACUUACUGAUAAAGGAGAAAACAGUAGCAGAUAAAACUUGAUUGUUUAGUGUUUCAAAUACUUCCUUCCUUCUUCAUGUUGUACAUUAUCUGAUUAUGUAUUUGUCAGAAACUUAACGUUGAUUAACUUUAAUCAGCGUUAAGUUUCAGCAGGUCUGGUUUGUAGCAUGAAACACCGGGAAUAGCUUUAUUUUACCUUCCUCACUCCUUAUAAUCAGUUUACAUGUCUGGAUUUCUGUUUUUUAAAUGUGUAGUAUGACUAUAUAAAAGUAAAAUAGCACUUUAAAAAAAGAUAUUUGCUAAAGCUCAUUUCUAAAGAGAGAUAAUUUCUGUGGACUGAUUACACUGUGUUUAGAUUCAGAUUGUGCCAGAGUUGUUAUCAUUUUGCACAGUUAGGUGUAGCAGAUGGUUUUUAUUGAUUUAUUUAUUGAUUUAUUUUUGAACACACUUUCCUCCUCUGGAAUAAGGCUGGGGGAUUUUUUGUUGUUGAUUUUUAGCAUGUUGUAGAAAAUUUGAUUAAAAUCAAAACACAGAGCAAAUGCUGGUGUUACUUAACAUGCAACUUUCAGAUUUGCGUAUGCAGAUGACACUUUAUUUUUAAGAAGAGCAGAGUUUGAUCAAAAUGUAAUCUCCAAAAGUUGAAUCUGUUCAUCUGGACGUAGCGUUCAACUUUUGGAGAUUUACUUUCCUGGAUGAUUGAGAAUGCAUCAAGACAUCAAAAUGUAAUGAACUGAAAACUAAUAAUGAUUAAACAGCAAAUUACAUUCUUACUAAAAAAGUCCAAAUUUUAUGUAUGCAGAUGAUACAUUAUUUUACUUCUAACAGUUGAGCACAAACCAGCAAAAUGAGUUUCAUGAAAAUUUGAUCAAUUGAAAACUGAUAGCAGUUAAGCACAUAUGCAGCUCUAAUCAAAUAAGUGGACGACAGCGCAUUUUCUUCAACUUCUUAUCACUUUUAAAAGUUAAAAUUAAACUUAUUGUCACGUUCUUAAAGAACAGCUAUUAAGAAAAGGUUGGGUGGGAGGAGCGAUAUCUAUUUACAAAUAAUAAUGGAAGAGGACCAGAAAUUAUGCCAUGUAGUGGAAGACCUUUCACUAAACUCAGUGACAAUGAUAAGGACACAAAGUUUUAUUUAGAUUCCAACAGUGAAUAUUUCAGGGUAUGUGGAACACCACGAGGUUUAUUUGUUGUUGUUUUUUUUGGUUUUUUCUUCUGUAGAAAAUAAAAACUGGGAUGGAUCUUGUCUGAAAGGGGCGUCAAAAAUUCACUAUUUAAUGUAAAACCCCAAAGAGAAGUCUAUAUCUGCGUUUUGGUUGAUCAGACCUCUCAGAUGCCUCAGAUCAUCCUUCUUUGUUACACGCAAGACUAAACACAUUUUUUUCUGUAAGCUUUUGAAUCUUUUUACUGUGGGAGAUACCCAAAUACAUAUCUUUUUGUUUUUGCACAUAGACACAUUUCAAACUUUAUGGUUCCUAAGUUACGUUUACAUUUAAAUGGAGACCAAAUAAUCCUAGAAAAUAAGAAUAAGCUGUUCAGAUGACUGUGAUCCUUUUCAGGGUGGAAUCAGGUACUUCUGUCAAACUUGAUUCAGUAAGAUAACAACUAGCUCAGACAUUCCAGUUUAUUUACAACAUAUGGCACUGCAAAUGAAGAUUGAACUGUGACACGUGUACGUGACUGAAGAUAUUAACAGCACUAAUUUGAUAAAGCAGGCCUUUAACAAACUGUGGGAAUUUAAAAUUAAUAAAGGCUUAUUAAAAUUAUUUAUUUAGUGUUGGAGAAACACGAUUAAAUCCGAAGUUUGAUCAGGCUGUUAUACUGCAUUGUUUAAAACAACUAGACGCAUGUGCUGUUAGGCGCUCCUAUAAGCAUUUUGCAUGACAAACACGUGUAGCCUUUAAAGACACUUGCUACAGGAAAGACAUAUUUUACACAUUUAACUGAUGUUGUGAAGUUUUCUUAGUAAUAUGUGUAGGCCAGCUCUCAGCAGAAAAAUAAUAAUAAUAUAUAUGAAAAGUUAGUCAUCAAAGUAAAGACUUAAUUGCCACACAACUUUCACGUGGUAACUUUUUUAAAUGCACUUAUUUACUAAAAUAAAAGGUAUGAAAGCCCAUUACUGCCAGAAAAGUGAAACCAGUUAGGAACAAUAUUAUCUCAUUAAUGUCACCAGUUAAGUCAACAUUAAUGAGAUAAUAAGACAGAUGUUGAGUUGCACAUUAUUCAAUCAUUUUGAUCAGUGAGUUUCAACUAAUUUUAUCUGAUAUUUUAGAAUAUAAAAUACUAAUAAUUAUAACCUAUAUUUGACCUGCUAGUGUUUUAGGUAUUUCCUGGGCUUGAAUCUGGUUUUGUUGUGUAUCAGGGCUCUCGCUGUCUUUAGUGUUGUCUUUGUUGGUCUUGUGUUAAAAAUGUGUGUUAAAUGUAAUUUAUUCGAGACUUCCACAACCUCACCUGGCACUGAAUCAAUUCCUCCAGAAUGUUUUUAAAUCUGUGUUUUACUGUGAAUACAAACUCGAUCCUAUUUUUUUAUCAUUAUGUCAGUAAAAUUACAAAAAUCUUCCUAAAAGCUGCAUGCCGGUGUUCCUCUGUACCGUCUUGGUAUCUUUGUUUUUGAUCAGUGCUUUGUUCUGAUUUUUCUUCCACUCGAUUUCUUCUUUGUUCUGUUUUAAAGUGCAUAAUUUUCCUACAGCUUCUGUGAUAAUAGGUAUGUGAUAGUUCGUCAGAUGUUUGCAAAUUUAGCAUUAGGAAAAGUCUGGGGGUGGACUGAUUAUUGGUUUCCUGAUACAUUAAUAUACAGCAGCACAACUCAGACUGUUUGUCCAUUACGCAGAAAUCACAUCUGAAUUUAUAGAACAAUUUAAAAAACUUUCUUACAUCUAUUGUGUGAAUAUGGAUUUACUUUGGAAAUUUCUCAAACAUCUGAGCUUCCUGUUAGGCCACCAAAUCUCCUCUGAUGGUUCUCGUAUGUCUGUGUUGGAGUUAUCUUGACAAAAGUCACAAUAAUAUCAUCAAAAUACAAAAUGUGUCAGUUUAUCUGCUGGGUUUCUGCCACAGUAACUUGCACUUGAUGUCAAUUUCUGGAGGUCUUUGAUAUUUUUUAUGUACUUCUGAAAACAGAACAAGUACUUAUCUGAGCCUUUUGUUCUCUUUUCACAAAAUGAAAAUGUAAAAGUCAAAAGGCGUAUUUUGUUUUAUCAGUGAUAUCCUGAAUCCGUCCAUCCUUAGCACAGUCCUGACAAACGUUAGCUCCCAGUAGGUAUCUCCAUCCUGCAUGUUAGGUUUAGAGGAAUAGUGACUUUGCAUGAAAUUAGAAAAGUAGAUGUAGCCGCUGUAGCAGCUUCAGCCAAGCUGUAGCAUGAGCGCUAAAAUCCAAUUCUUCCAUUAGCCGAUGCAGACUGUGUUAUUAGCCAAUUGUUUUUAUGGUGGAUUUUAGUUUCAUCUGGGUUUAACCAAGCUGAGCAUGAACACUGGAACCAUGGGAGCACCUGAACAUCUACAUGAUGAUUUGAUGAUUAAACAUGAUGAAGUUUAUGUGGCACACAGCUAAAGACAUCACCGUCACUGAACUAGUUUAACUUAUAGAACUACAAACACUUAAACCCAACAUGUUUUCCUGCUGGUUUCUAAGUGGUGUUGUGUCGCGCAGCUGUGUUUAAUAGAAAUAGGUUAUUAUAAUAUUAAACUGCUAUCAGGAGCAGCUAGUUCAUUGAUAUUUAGCCUAAUUUAGUACAAGUCAGUGUAGCUGCUGAAAUACUAGCAUGUUUUACUACCUAAGUGAUAUUUUAGUUGUUAUUAACCACUGCCAGCAUUACGCUAGUUUCUUCUAGUACUGACAGGUAUUAUUGUAGUUUUUUGUAACUGGUGUUUAUAAAACUAGCUUAGCCUAGCUUAACAUAUGUUAGCCAGCAUAACUAAAGAUAGCAUGCUAAAUGUUUUUCCAUAUUUUGGUAGUUAUUUGGUAGUUAACAAUAGAUGUAUUCAACAUCAUGCUAGUUGGUAUAAAAAUGAAUGUUAUGGUUUGUUGUUUUGUUUUGUUGGGGGGGGUAACAAGUGUGUAGAUGUUUAAACGUGAUUAGCCAAGCUCAACGUUGAUUAGGAUGUUAAACAUAGGGGAGAAACUGCCAAUGAGAUAAAAAAAAAAAAAAAAAAUACAGGAGAAACUGAUAGCUAUCAGUUUCCCCCUGAGUUCCAGCCGUUUUGCAAAGCUAGGUUCAUCCUGGAUGUGUACUUAGACAACGGUGAAACUGAACCAUCAGAAAAGAUUUUAAAAUGUCUGACUGUUUAAACUCCUCAGAUUUCACUGCUGAUUGUGCGUCAGGUGUUACUGUCAAAUAUCAGGUGUGCUGUAUGAACUCUGCUUUUACUUUGGUGUCCUGAAUCAGAGCCGCAAAAAAGCGGCACGUCACUGUCAUCUGGCUGCUGUUUCUCUUCUUUGUUUUUGAUCUCUGUUCUUGAUGUUUUUGCACCAUGCUAACAUCUGUCUGGGACUGUGUUUUAUGUUUGGUUUUGUAAAUGAUCUAAUACAAAUAAACAAAGUUUUCCUUGUCUU
Messenger RNA from Oreochromis niloticus (Nile tilapia), 6908 nucleotides. Its product is annotated as coiled-coil domain-containing protein 136. The transcript has 10 exons. Bases 293 to 1570 code for a protein of 425 amino acids. Gene Ontology annotation, biological process: single fertilization; acrosome assembly. The record is from RefSeq and is a predicted model, not a curated record. Lineage: Eukaryota; Metazoa; Chordata; Actinopteri; Cichliformes; Cichlidae. Gene Ontology annotation, cellular component: acrosomal membrane.